Molecule: messenger RNA, 1209 nt
Organism: Alternaria postmessia
Lineage: Eukaryota; Fungi; Ascomycota; Dothideomycetes; Pleosporales; Pleosporaceae
Exons: 2
Coding region: 1-1209 (402 amino acids)
Biological process (GO): protein O-linked glycosylation; cell wall mannoprotein biosynthetic process; protein N-linked glycosylation
Cellular component (GO): membrane; Golgi apparatus
Molecular function (GO): alpha-1,2-mannosyltransferase activity
Source: RefSeq, a predicted model, not a curated record
AUGGCGCUUCCCAAGGGCAUGCGCUACUUGGCUGGCGCCACUUUCUGCAUCUUCAUCUACCUGUUCGUGCAGAUCCUCAAGGCGCCAGGUUCCGAGACACCCGUCGAGAUUCCGAGCAAGCUUCCGACCAACAAAGUCGGCGAUUGGGACCACGACCCUCAGUUAGAUCCCUCCGGCGAACCUCCUGAGCCGCUGCGACGAGUUGACGGCAACAACUACGCCCCGAACAAUCCCACAAGCGCGCGCAUCAACGCCACAAUCCUUAGCCUGGUGCGCAAUGAAGAACUCCAAGACAUGCUACAGAGCAUGCGCGAUCUCGAGCGCACAUGGAACCACAAGUUCAAUUACCCCUGGACCUUCUUCAACGAUAAGCCCUUUACUGAAGAGUUCAAAAAGGCCACGCGAGCAGCCACCAAUGCUGAAGUGCGAUACGAGCUAGUCCCUGCCGAACACUGGGACGUACCCUCGUGGAUCAACAUGGACUUGUAUGAGGAGUCUGUUUCUCUGCUCAAGUCGCUGGACGUGCAAUACAUGGACAAAAAGUCGUACCACCAAAUGUGUCGGUGGAACAGCGGAAUGUUCAGCGAGCAUCCUGCGCUGAAGGACAUCCAAUACUACUGGCGCGUGGAGCCUAACGUUCACUUCUUCUGCGAUGUCGACUACGAUGUCUUUGCAUGGAUGCAGGACCACAACAAAACAUACGGAUUCAAUAUCAACAUUUACGACAGCCCCGAUAGCGUCGCGACAUUAUGGCCCGAGACAAAGAAAUUCAUCGAGGAUAAUCCAGGAUACGUUCAUCCGAACAAUGCGCGAGAGUGGUUGGAAGACGACAAGCGACGGCCUGAGAACAACCAGAAAGCACACGGGUACUCAACCUGCCACUUCUGGUCCAACUUCGAAAUCGGCGACCUGAGCUUUUGGAGAAGCAAAAAGUACCGUGACUACUUCGACCAUCUUGAUCGUGCUGGAGGCUUCUUUUACGAACGCUGGGGCGAUGCGCCGGUACACAGUGUCGCAUUAGGAUUGUUCGAAGAUAAGAGCAAGAUACAUUGGUUCCGAGACAUCGGAUAUCAGCACAUACCCUUCUUCAACUGCCCGAACAGUCCAAAGUGUUCUGGCUGUGUUACUGGUCGGUUCACAGACGGUGAGAAGUGGUUGAACCGGGAAGACUGUCGACCGCUGUGGUUCAAAUAUGUUGGCAUGGACUGA